AUGCUCUGGCGGCCUUGUGCGCCGAUCAUGGAGCAGCCACGUCACGUUGGUGAUCUUGCCGAUGAGCUAUUGAGCGACAUACUGCUUUUUUUGCUUGAGCCAGCACCCAGAGCCCUGAACGGAGGAUUCCAUGCCAAUGGCUCUCGGAAUACAAUUGAGUAUGGGGAAGCAUCCGACCUCGAUCGCUUUCGUCUGGUCUGCAAGCGCUUCAUGCGAAUCGGCACCCCUCAUAGGUUCUCACGUUUCAGCUUGCGAUUCUCCGAGCACGGCUUCCGGCGCCUGGAACAACUAUUAGAAAUGCAGCUGGCCUGCUAUGUAAAGACUCUCACAUACAUGGUGCGACCCUUUUAUCAAGGAAGCGGUACCAGCUCUUCAAUCCUACAGACAAGAGAAACAGACUUACACAAUACAAUAGGAUGGACUCGAAUACUACGAACACUAGCAACAGAAAACAAUGUCCUGUCCCAACUACACAACCGCCGCCUCCAAGAACAAAAAGCCCUCCUCGAAACAAACUACGACAGAACCCAACUCACACACGCGAUCGCCGCAUUCACCUCUCUCCAAGAAAUAAAACUUCUCAGACUUCAAGACGACCCAGACGAACGCCUAGUCGAAUACAUCCACCACCGCCACCAUCACCACCACCAUCAUCAUAACCAUAACCAUAACCACAACGCCCAGACCCUACCAGCAACAAACACCCGCCUAGACUGGUCACCGGCCUGCACAAGAGCAGUAAAAAGCCUAGGAAUGGCCCUCCUCUCCUCAAAGAGUCACUCAAUCCGCUUCACAGCACCCCAGAUAAGCCCAGAAGCAACGCUCCAACUCCUCCGCGCACCAACAAACACCCUAUCAGGAAUGGGGACCCGCCUAACAAGCCUGGACAUAAACUUCCACUCGCACAACGAAAACAUCACAUCCACAAUGGCAGACCUGUCUGGUGCCUUCCACCGGUUCUUCACGGCAGCUAAAAACCUCAUCGCCAUCCACAUCGGCUUCCUAAGCAAGACGCCCCUGGACCUCGAUCUUGAGACUGUGUUUCAUAACAUUCGUUGGAAAACAUUGCGCAAAUUAAGUAUUCAGGGGUGGAGAUUGCAUGCCAGUGAGAUCAUCAACUUGGCUAGGCGGCAUCGCUUCCAAUUGAGAGAUUUCGGGCUUGUUGGUAUUUAUCUGAGGUCUGGUGGGAGGUGGGUGGAUAUACUUUCUUUUCUGCGUGAGGAGAUGGAUCAGCUUGAGCGGUUGGAUUUACGGGAUAUUGACUACGCGGCUUAUUUUGAUGCGGUUGUGGGGGCUAAUAAUGGUGUUGAGGUUUUUGAUGAUUAUCCUCUUCCUGUGCAGGUUCCUUCUUUGUUGGAUGUUGCUGGGGCAGAGGGGGAGUCUGUUACGUCUGAGUUAGGGCUAGGACCUGAUGGGCCUGGGGUGAUGGGGGGUUAUGGGCGCGUUUCUAUUGAGAAGGUUUGGGCGUUGGGUGUGGGGGAUCUGGGUGAUGAUGGAGUUCAUGUUUUGCAUGAGCAAAUGCCACUUUGGGAGGCUUGGGUUUUGGCUGAGGAUGUCAGGGCUAGGAGGAAUGGCAAUGGGAAUGGCAGGGUGCAUGGGUGGAGUAUGUAG
Penicillium antarcticum is the source of this 1611-nucleotide messenger RNA. RefSeq names its product F-box domain protein. The coding region runs from base 1 to 1611 and encodes 536 amino acids. Lineage: Eukaryota; Fungi; Ascomycota; Eurotiomycetes; Eurotiales; Aspergillaceae. The transcript has a single exon. The record is from RefSeq and is a predicted model, not a curated record.